GUCAAAGUCACUUGUGCGAAACAGCAAAACUUUUAUUCAACACAGUUGUUGUGGAAAAUGUAGCCGAUGCUGUACUAACAGUGAAUGGUGUAAGUCACAAACACAUGGUCAUCUCAACGGGAAACACGCAUCGAACACACGUUUCCAAUCAUUUUGUGCACAGACAGCCGCGAAACGAAAGAUUAUCAUUUGAAGUUAUGAAGCCAUACCGAAUUAAAGGUAUUCGCGGUGGCAAAGUGAAACGUAGGCGCAACCACAGAUCGACAAACACAACGAAUGUCGAAAUCAAGCAAGAAGUUGUUGUGAAGGAAGAGGCAAGAGGUAAUGUCGAAAUGGUUGAUGUCGAACGACCUCAGUGACAGCCACCAUCAGCAGAUGUGACUGAUACAAUCAAAAUGGAGUACGAGACAGACAACGAAAUGUAUUUCGAUUACGAUGACGAUUAUACAAAGAAUGAGAUCAAAAGUGAAGAUGAAUGUCCAGAGAAGGAGCACGAUUCGGUCAAAAGAGCGAGUUCCAGCGAUGCUGACGGUUUAGGUGAUGCACAAGCAGGUGGAAAUUCGGGUUGUCAAAGAUCAAGCGCAAGAAGCAACGGUGAAGAGCGUACGCGUAGAGCUGAGGGAAAGAGGCAAAGUGGUCGAAAGAAGGAAACCAAUGCCAAGGCUUCGAAGAAAGCAACGGUAAAGAGACAGAAGAAGCACAAGUGCCAUUUGUGCAAUCACUCUACAUCGCUCAAAUCUUCUCUCGAGAAGCACAUUCGAGUGCACACUGGCGAGAAGUCAUUCGCCUGCAAAAUGUGCGCGAAAUCUUUUACGCAGAAAAGUGAUUUGCGACGGCAUGAACAAACUCAUGAUCCUCGAUUGAAAUUUCAUUGUUCAAAGUGUCGUCAAAGAUUUGCGCACGAAAAUGAUAAGACUGACCACGAUUCCAAGUGCCAACGGCGUCAGUACGAGUGCUACGCGUGCAAGUACACCAUAUAUGAUUUGUCACAAUUGAAGAAUCACAUGCGAUCCCACAGUGGAGAAAAACCAUUCGAGUGUUCGGUUUGUUCGAGAAUGUUUUCACGGAAAUUUCAUCUUAACGAACAUUUGGUAACACAUUCAAAACAGCACCAAAUGCCGGAAACCUUUUACAGAAGAAGAAAAGAAGAAUGUACAUGAAGGAAAAUGCAAGCGCCGUCUUUAUCAAUGUUAUUUGUGCCAAGCAAACGUUAAAGGAGGACCAGCUAAACUAAAGAUCCACAUGCGAUAUCGUCAGACUGAGAGACCAUUUCCAUGCAAAUUCUGUGAAGCUCGUUUUUAACAAAAAUCAUAUGCUAAUGUUCACAUGAAUUUCUCGUUUUUUUUUUAAACUACAUUUCCGUGUUUCAAAACAACAUAACCGGCAAAUCUUCGGUUGAUCACUGGUCAUUUUCUGAUUAUCCUUUGCACAUGUAAUCGACUGGAGAAAGGGUAAAUUAUAUUAUGAUUUACUUGUAAGGAAUGUGGCUUUGUAAAUCCAAUCCUCUUUUUAUUGAACUAUUUUUGCGGUAAAAGAAGUCGACAAAAUUCAAUCAAUAGCCGAGACAAUAUUAUUCAAUCAUUUUUUAGGAAUUUAAAUCAGCUAUUGAAAAUAGCUAUUGUUACGAAUGCGCGUUUUGAAUAGUAAUUCUUCGUAGCGGGGCAAUGAAAUACCAGAAUAUUUUACCUUCAAUCUAGUACUUGCGCCAUACAUAGCAUCACCAUGUGAACAACUUCACUCUGUUUUGCUAGCAGCUCAAGUGUCAAAGUAAAUUUUGACGCAAAAAGACUUGCAUUACGAGAACAAUCGAGAAAGUGAUCUCACGUAAAAGAAGAAAUUAUCGGUAAAAGUUUCCAUUAGUUUCCAACGCAAUUUUGACAAUUAUUGAGUCGCAGUAAUCAACUCAAUUUUAUUCUGUGUAAAAUCAUUUUAAACUACCUAACGACAAGUGAAACGAAAAGAAAGCAAAUAUGUUGUCGCGUUUAAUUGUUCAAUCGCAGCCAAUGCUUUCGAUGGCAUUGACCGGAAGAACAUUACAAAAGAUGCCCAUUCGCAACCAAAUCGUUCGACACUUCAACCGUGACGGACGCGACACAAUGACACGAGCUGAAAGAAUUGCCCAGCGACAAACGCUUAAGGAACGAGUUAUGGCUCCAGCUGGACCAAAUGCUUUCGCUAUCGGCAAAGGAGCAUUGAUUGGUGGCUCAGCACUCGGCUUGGGCGCAUUGUGCUUCUACGGACUUGGCUUGACCAACGAUGGACAAACUAUUUUGAAUCAAUCGAUGGUAUGGCCACAGUACGUUCGUGAGCGCAUUCAUGACACCUAUGCCUAUUUCGGUGGUUCGGUUGCCAUCACUGCCGCCAGUGCUGCGGCUGUAUUCCGUACGCCAGCCUUGAUGAACAUUUUCGCUCGUACUGGAUGGAUUUCGAUGAUUGCUACAUUGGCCUUAAUGAUGGGUUCCGGCAUGGUCGCCCGAUCAAUUCCCUACGAAAAAGGAUUCGGUGCAAAACAAUUGGCAUGGAUCACUCAUUGUGCCAUUAUGGGUGCCGUUCUUGCUCCUAUCUCAUUCGUUGGCGGCCCAAUCUUGAUCCGAGCUGCAUGGUACACAGCGGGUAUUAUUGGCGGCUUGUCAACCGUUGCUGUAUGUGCACCAAAUGAUCGAUUCCUGUACAUGGGUGGCCCAUUGGCCAUUGGAUUAGGUGUUGUGUUUGCAUCGUCUGUUGGAUCAAUGUUCUUGCCAGCAACUACAGCCCUCGGAGCUGGUCUUUACUCAAUGUCUUUGUACGGAGGUCUGUUGCUUUUCAGCGCUUUCUUGCUGUACGACACACAAAGAAUCGUCCACAAAGCCGAGAACCAUCCAAAUUAUUCAGUACAGAAGUUCGAUCCAGUCAAUGCCGCUAUUUCAAUCUACAUGGACACAUUGAACAUCUUCAUUCGACUGGUCAGCAUUCUUGCUGGACAAGGCAAUCGACGACGAUAAACUGAACACUUAAAAUGUCAAAUUGUAUAUAUUUAAGGUUAUGUUUUAUGUAAACAAAUGAUGCAUCAAUAUUACAUGUAAUAAAUGCUUUUCCGUUAAGAAGUUUCAGUCAAUUCAAAAA
Sitodiplosis mosellana (orange wheat blossom midge) is the source of this 3102-nucleotide messenger RNA. Its product is annotated as growth hormone-inducible transmembrane protein-like. Gene Ontology annotation, cellular component: mitochondrial inner membrane. Lineage: Eukaryota; Metazoa; Arthropoda; Insecta; Diptera; Cecidomyiidae. The record is from RefSeq and is a predicted model, not a curated record. The coding region runs from base 1971 to 2981 and encodes 336 amino acids. The transcript has 9 exons.